AAAAUCGACCAGUCAGCAACAAUUUCUGCUAACUUAGCCCGCGAGCCCGCUUAGCCCGCACAUUCGGACAUAAAGCGCGGCCGACUCUUAAAGACCAUCCCCCUGGUCAAUUUUUCACUUGAGACUUGACUGGGGUUCCCAAAAUAAAGUUGCCGGAUCUAAACCGCAACAUCACAUAAUCGUCACGCCCUUAAAAAGCUCGGUUCACUCUACCGCAUUAUUAAUCCCAGUUCCCAGUUCCCAGUUCAGAGUCACACAUUUUUAUCCCAUCGAAUUUAUCGAAUAGUUCCUGGAUCCCUUUUUAUUCUCCUCUCUUCCCCCCUCCUUCUACUCUGUUUGGGUUUCUAUUUAUCUGGAUCUUUUGGAGACUCGAAGUCUAGUUUCUAGUUUUGGAUUUCCAUAAUUGGCCACUUAUAGAUCGACACCUCUGCAUUUACAUAUAUCAGAGACCCAGUCUGCACUUACACAACCACAUUUAUACCAGCACACUUACACCACACUCACCUGCGUAACAUAUUACCCCCUUUGUGUCUUGGUAUCACACAAGUGUCGCCUAGUUGACAAAGAAAUUAUCGAAAUGGAUAGCGGGAUGCCAACGCCUCCCGUGGAGGACAAUAUCAAACCUUCGACGUCGUCGAGGAGGAGUACAUCAUAUAACAGCAAUAAGGUAGUGAAGCCUAUACAUCGAGGUGGAAAGCGAGCAACCAGUCAUUCCUCACAUUCUCCCACCCAUGAUCACCCGCCGCCUCUCUCCCCACACGCUAUCGACAACAGGCAUAAGCGAGUUUGGAAGGCAUGUGAAAGAUGUAGGAUGAAGAAGACCAAGUGUGACGGAGAAUUUCCGUGUAAGAGGUGUAAGGACGAUGGUUUGGUAUGUACAGCUGGUACACGAAAGAAGACCGAGUACAAGCAAUUACCUAGAGGAUAUGCUGAGGUCCUGGAAAACACUCAAUUCGCAUUAAUUGCCACGGUCCACAAAUUAUAUGCUAUGGUCAGGAAUGGACAACCUUGGGACUUAGGAGAGCCGGAGCUCAAUGAUAGGGGUCAACCUGUCAUUCACAACAUCGCGACCAAGCUAGGAUGUAUUCGACCCAACGCAGACGCCGACCUCCCACCCCACUCAGUAUUCCCUGAGGACGAAGCGGGCUUAGCAAAGUUAGCAGCCGAGUUAGAUGUUCAGCAAAGAGAAAGGGAAAAGGAAACACAUACUACAGAACAACGAUCAGAGACGGAAUCGAAUUGUACGAGGACGGACCGCGCGAGCUCUUCGGAGCUUGACCACUCAGACUUCGAGCAAGAUUAUAGGAAAGUGAUAUUAGGGAACCAGAACUUGCAAACCAUGUCGCCGCAAAGCUUUACGUCAUACGAUGUCGAUAUGAAGUCUAUGCCAUCUGACGUCGAUUCGACAAGUCUUUUCGCCGUCCAAUCGCCUACCGUUCCCACAUCUUACCCGACGUGGAAUAUGAGCAGACCUAGUUCUAUGGAUUUAACGCCGCAAUACAUGCAGGGUAUGGAUAUGGACAUGGCGGAAAUGAUGCUCAGCCAAGGGCUUGUCGAAUCCGAAUUUGGCACGAUCAAGCCUCACAUGAUACAAUGUCCGAAUCCCGAAGUUAUGCUAGGCGUCGGAGACCCGAUGAUCUAUUCCGGUUACAAUAUGGAAUCGUUACGAUCAUAAUGAUGUACUGGGGGGGCUUUUUAGGAGUAUAGAGGAAUAUUUUGGGAAUUAUCUCA
Molecule: messenger RNA, 1731 nt
Organism: Daldinia caldariorum
Lineage: Eukaryota; Fungi; Ascomycota; Sordariomycetes; Xylariales; Hypoxylaceae
Exons: 3
Coding region: 578-1675 (365 amino acids)
Biological process (GO): regulation of DNA-templated transcription
Molecular function (GO): zinc ion binding; DNA-binding transcription factor activity, RNA polymerase II-specific
Source: RefSeq, a predicted model, not a curated record